Molecule: messenger RNA, 2091 nt
Organism: Phytomonas sp. Hart1
Lineage: Eukaryota; Euglenozoa; Kinetoplastea; Trypanosomatida; Trypanosomatidae
Source: the annotation of a GenBank genome assembly
AUGCUACCUGUAGUGAAAAUACGGAAAAGGAGUAAAUCCCCAAAUAAAUUGCGUCAAUCAGACGCCUCUAAAAGUUCCUUUGAUAGCAAGCUCUCAAAAAGAGAUAAACAAAGUAUAUCGUCGAAUAAAAAGUCAAAUUCACUGUUAUCACUUCAUCGAAAUCUCCACAAAACGGAAAAAGCGGCCUCAAAGUUUAAAGCAGCGACCUAUAGCCAAGCUUCAAAGCGGCCGAGUCUAAAACGUGUGGAAGGCGAUAAAGCAAAGCGUCCGUCAUAUAGAAGUAAAGAAAGUAUUGAUCUUUCUUUACGAACGGGUGAAAUUAAAAUACCGUAUGCGGCGUCUGAAAACCUAAGUCGACGAUCCUCAGUAGCUUCGAAACAUUUAUUUUCCAAACGAUCUUCUGUCAUAUCGCGCAAAAGCUCUUCCCGAAUCUCCUCCAAACAACAAGCGCAGGAGUAUUCGGACCUUCGUCUAAUGAUUCAUCGACGAACCUUACCCAAGGAUAAACCUCAUGACAUUUGCCCGUCUUUGAUACCGCUGAUGUCCAAUCUAAGCCCAUGUCAUAGUACUCGUAUGGAAGCCGAUUUCAACCAGCAGGAGGGGACAAUGCUGAGUUUAGAAAGCGAGCAAAGCAUUUUAGAGUUUGAUCCGAACGCCCCCCUCAGUACUUUUAUUACACAGAAUAUCGAUAAAAUUCGAGCAUCGCUAAAUAAACAGCGCCUUCCAACGCGUUCGGUGAGGGAUUUGCAGUCCGAGCUCGCACAGAUUGAGGAAUCCUGCCCGGCGCCCCUCAACCACGACCAGGAAAUUCGGCGAAUGGCGCGAGAGGCAGGGGUGGAGCUCACCGGGCCCUGGCUAACCCCCACCCAUGGGUACGGAAAAAACAAAAGGACCUCCUCCGGCAUUGGAAAUUACCGUUUAGAUGAUCUUAGUGCGGGAAAUUUGAUUCGUAUUUUUUGCUUUUGCGAUUCGACUUCGUUGGUGGAGCUCAACCACGCCUGUAAACGAUUUCACGUUCUCAGUGGUAGCCGUGAAGUAAUGUUCGGGCGUGACCGUAAGGAUCUUUGCACGGCCUUUACAAAAAAUAGAACCUCAAGAGAAGCGAAAAAAGGGCUGCUCAAUAAUCGAGACCAGAUGCGAAAAGAAGAGGAGGAGGAAAUGGUUGUAUGGAAAGCGAUGUACAAGAAUCUUAAGAAGAAUAUGGACGAACGCGUUAUCGAAGAACACGCGCGAAAGCUUCCGGCAAGUGUGGAGGGUCUGUUUGGAAAACAACAUCCAGAAGCUAGAACCCAUGCGAAGCGCUGCGGCCUUAAUCUCGUUCCAAGCAGGAAAUUCUUUGAUUUUCAUUCCAAUCGAAAUACCUCCGAACUCAAAGGCGAUGAUGACGGAGAGGUUUUAAACCAUGACGCCUAUUCAACUCAGAAGUUGUGGACGCAAAUCAAAGAAAUCGAAGCGACGCGCGAAGAACUAAUAAACCGCAUUCAACAAAAUAAUGAGAGGGUUUCUUUGCAGAAAACACAGCUACAGGAACUUCAACAUCGUAUCUUUUCCUGCAGAAUUGAAGACAAUACAACGGAAAAUGAUAAUUUACCAGCACCAAAAACCGCAAGUCCUUGCGAAAACGUUUUUGAGGACGCUUAUCUCACGUUCGAGGAUCUCGAACACUUUGAACGGCGUAUGGUUUUGUUAAUUCUUAACGGACGUGGUGGGGCAGCGGAAGUGGAAUCCAUUCCACUGGUGCUUCGACGCGGAAUUGAAAGCUUCGCAUCUUUGGAAUUACUUUUAUCCAAUCCUUUGCUUUUUAACGCGAAUGAUGAAUCCGGGGGAAUCGAACACGCCGAGGCGCCUAAAGCGAGCUCAUGGAGGGUGAUUCAUAAGCGUUGGUUGAUGUUUAAGUCAUUCUUUCCCCUGAAUGAUAAUGGAUAUUAUACCGCUCGGCGAUGCCUAAUUCAGUGCGCGAUGAAUGGGACUGACAAGGGACCCUCUAUGGCGUUGAAUAAGCGCCACGAGAAGGUGCUGCUUCGAUUCACCGGCGUUCUUCGACGAGUGAAAAACAUGAGGGAUAGUGAGGUGUUGGAUGUUAUCAUGUAA